UCCCACAGCCAGCUCACCCACUCAACAUGCGUCAGUUCUCCGUUGUCCUUUGCCUGUGCCUCGCCGUUUUGGCCAGAGCCGACAAACUAGGCUACAACUACCAGCCCGUGGCUCAUUCCGCUUCGGGAUUGAGCUUCCAGCCAUCUGGAUCUGCCAGCAGUGAUGCCCCAGCCUUCUCUGCUGGACCCAGUGGGUCUUUUGCCGCCGGUCCAUCAUCUAUUGCCGACUCUCUGGAAGGAUCCCAGUCUGCUGCUGCUCCCAACUACGCUGCUCCUCAAGCCCAACUGGAGAAGGAAUUCUUCACCUACACCGCCGAUGAGGGUGACUUCAACGAUCCAGCUGCCUCUGACCAGGUUGCCAACGCUGUGAACAAGGCUCUCCGCGUGGUCUUCAUUAAGGGACCCGAGAACCGUGGACUGGAGGAUGCCGCUCUGGCUCUGGCCAAGCAGGCUGCCCAGCAGGAAACCGCCAUCUAUGUCCUGAACAAGCAGGCCGACAUUGGAGAUCUGGCCAACAAGCUGAACGCCAUCCGCAACAACAACAACAACAAGCCCGAGGUGCACUUCGUCAAGUACAGGACUCAGGAGGAUGCUGCAAACGCCCAGCGCGCCAUCCAGGGACAGUACGACCAGCUCGGAGGAUCCAGCCAAUCCCAAAACGGUGGUGUUGCAUCCACCCUAAACUUUGCCUCCCAGCCUGCUCCUGCCCAGGCUGCCAGCAGUCAGGCGCCCGCCCAGUUCCUGCCCGCCGCCCUGCCCGAGGCCACUGCCCCCAUCUCCUCUUAUGUACCCCCUGCCACUCCAGGAAGCUCUUACCUGCCCGCCAACAUUCUGCGCCGCCUGCGGUUCUAA
This is a messenger RNA of Drosophila eugracilis, 851 nucleotides long. RefSeq lists its product as uncharacterized. The record is from RefSeq and is a predicted model, not a curated record. The transcript has a single exon. Bases 27 to 851 code for a protein of 274 amino acids. NCBI's taxonomy places the organism in Eukaryota, Metazoa, Arthropoda, Insecta, Diptera, Drosophilidae.